CAAAAAAAUGCAUUUGAUGAUAGAUCUAUAUCAUUUGCCUUGUUUGUGAUAUAAAUAUUUUUUAUUGUCUAAUUAAAAAAGUAACAAAUAACAUAUUUAAUACAAAAAUGGAAGUUCUUGAAUUAAAAGAUGUAAAACCAGUACCUGAUAUUAUUCAUCUUUAUCCAAAUAGAGUAAAAUCCGAAGCAACACCGCUUGUAAUUGAUAAUGGAUCGUACAAUUGUAGAGUUGGUUGGGCUACUGAGAAAGAACCUCAAUUAGUAUUUAAAAAUCUUAUCGCUAAACCACGCAAAGAACGUGGUAAAAAGGAUGGUGAACCUCAGGUUGGAAAUGAUAUAACUAAUAUUGAAGCUGUUAGAUUUCAAUUAAAAACACAAUUUGAUCGAAAUGUAGUUACACAUUUUGAAGCUCAAGAACAGAUAUUUGAUUAUACUUUUACUCAUAUGGGAAUAGAUACGGAAGGUGCAGUGAAUCAUCCUAUAAUUUUAACAGAAGCAUUUCUUAAUCCUAAUUAUUCAAGAAAUUUAAUGGCGGAACUUUUAUUUGAAUGUUAUAAUGUACCUGCAAUAGCUUAUGGAGUGGAUUGUUUAUUUUCUUAUCAGCAUAAUAAUUGUCCGUCUGAUGGUUUAAUAAUUAGUAUUGGAUAUCAUACUACACAUAUAAUACCUAUACUAGAUGGUAAAGCAGACCCUGUAAAUUCAAGAAGAAUUAAUGUUGGUGGAUACCACAUUACAUCUUAUAUGCAUAGAUUGCUUCAACUUAAAUAUCCUGUUCAUGUUAAUGCUAUAACACCUAGUCGAGCAGAGGAGUUAAUACAUGAACAUUCAAUGAUAGCUUUAAACUAUCAAGAAGAAACGUCUAAGUGGGCAGAUCCAGAUUAUUAUGAUAUGAACGUAUUAAGAGUACAAUUACCCUAUGUUGCUCCUGCAAAUGCACCUGGUUUAACAGUUGAACAGCAAAAAGAAAGAAAACGGGAAUUAGCUAGAAGAUUAAUGGAAAUCAAUGCUAGAAAAAGAGAAGAAAGAUUAGCAGAAGAUGAAGAACAAUUAAAUCAAUUAUUAGCCGUUCAAGAUUUAUUAGAAGAAGGUGAAACAGAUGAAUUCGAUCAAGCAUUAAAAACUUACUCUCUCGCAAACGAAGCAGAUUUAAUAAAAAUGAUUAAUAAUUUGCAAGCAAAAGUAGAAAGAACUAGGCAAAAAAUAGUAGCGGCUAAUUCACAGGAGGAAAACAUCGCAAUGGAAGAACAAAAACCAAAAAUAAAAUCCAGUCUACAACCUAAAGAUCAACAAGAUUUUGACGAAUGGAUCGCUAGUGUACGAAAGAAAAGGCAAGAAAUAUUAGAAAGACGAAUGGCUAAAAGACAACGUAGACAAGAUAUGGCAAAACGUAGAACAGCAGCCGCACAGGAAAGAAUGCGCAUAAUAAGUCAAUUAGCAAGAAAAGAAAAACGCGAUGAUGAUUUUGGUAUGAGAGACGAAGAUUGGGAUGUUUAUAAAGUUAUAAAUAGGGAAGGUGGAGACUCAGAUUCAGAAGUAGAACAAGAAAAACUUAUGGAAUUGGAAGAUGUGUUACGACAUCAUGAUCCAGAAUUUGACGGUGCUGGAUCUAAUGUCCCUAUGGUUCCUGGAGAAACUCAUCAAUUACAUGUGGGAGUGGAACGUUUGAGAGCACCAGAAAUAUUAUUUCAACCAUCUAUGAUAGGUUCCGUGGAAGCAGGCAUUGCAGAAACAAUCGAAUUCGUUUUGAAGCUUUAUCCAUCCGAACAGCAAUCACGAUUGGUAGGAAAUAUAUUUCUUACUGGAGGUCCAACGAAAUUUCCUGGUUUACUUGAAAGAUUGAAUCGAGAACUUCGUGAAAUGCGACCAUUUGGAUCAAAUUUUCAAAUAAAUAUUGCAAAAAAUACCAGCAUAGACGCAUGGUAUGGCGCAAGGGAUUUUGGUCUAAAUGGAAAUCUUCCUGAAUUUUUAGUAAGCAAAAAAGAAUACGAAGAAAAAGGUGGUGAAUAUUUUAAGGAACAUUCGACCAGUAAUACUUACACUCGAUCUCCUGAUCCUUUACCUACGGUACAGACUCCUGUAACAUCAGAGCAAGUGAUAGUAGAAGAUGCUGUUGUAGACGUUGAAAUGGAAUAAAAAAAAGAAAACAGUUUUAUAUUAAUCAUUAUAGAAUAAAAUUUAUUUAAACGUAA
Molecule: messenger RNA, 2188 nt
Organism: Apis dorsata (giant honeybee)
Lineage: Eukaryota; Metazoa; Arthropoda; Insecta; Hymenoptera; Apidae
Gene: Arp5
Product: actin-related protein 5
Exons: 7
Coding region: 108-2132 (674 amino acids)
Biological process (GO): regulation of DNA-templated transcription
Cellular component (GO): cytoplasm; Ino80 complex
Source: RefSeq, a predicted model, not a curated record